Molecule: messenger RNA, 411 nt
Organism: Beauveria bassiana ARSEF 2860
Lineage: Eukaryota; Fungi; Ascomycota; Sordariomycetes; Hypocreales; Cordycipitaceae
Product: class I hydrophobin
Exons: 3
Coding region: 1-411 (136 amino acids)
Cellular component (GO): fungal-type cell wall
Molecular function (GO): structural constituent of cell wall
Source: RefSeq, a predicted model, not a curated record
AUGCGUUUCGCUCUUGCCAUCACCACCCUCAUCGCCGCUGUGACUGCUGCUCCCUCCGGCCACCAUGGUGGAAAGGAUCUGCACAAGAUGACUCUCGGCCAGGCUGGCGACAGGUGCGGUGCCGACCAGUCCAUCUACUGCUGCAACGAGAAGACGACCAAGAUCGAGCACUCCUCCCCCGAAACCGGCCUCGGCGGCCUGCUCGGUGCCACUGUCGGUGCUGAUGGUCUUCUUUCCCACCUUCUCGGUACCUGCACCAAGAUCCCCGUCAAUGUCCUCGCUGUCGGCAACCUUCUCCAGUCCGAGUGCACCAACCGUGCGGCCUGCUGCCACAACACUCCCUCUGUCGCUUACGGUGGUCUUGUCAACCUUGCCCUGCCUUGCGUCGCCAUUGGCAGUCUUAUCCAGUAG